AUGAUUACAGCAAGUGUUGAGCUGACGCGAAUUGUAUCGUCGCUCACUAUCCCUGUUCGCUGUGGGCGAUUUUUGGCACCUGGGUCGUACCAUGUUCCAUUUUCUGAACGUUUCGAUGAAGAAGGCAAUCAUGAACUCCCACCUCCAACAGGACCAAAAAUAGCCGACAAGCGUCCUUUUAGAAUGAUUUGUGCACCAAAGAAGAUCUAUUGGUGGUGUUCGUGUGGUCAAAGUAAAGAGCAGCCAUUUUGUGACGGACACCAUGGAAGACUGAAUAUGUUCAAGCCAAUUAAAGUGGUUUUCGAGAAAAAAACCGAGGUUUGGUUCUGCACUUGUAAACAGACUGGCUCCGCACCCUUUUGUGAUGGAAGCCACAACUGCGAACACGUUCAGACAUCCAUCAAGUACUGA
Mesocestoides corti is the source of this 411-nucleotide messenger RNA. NCBI's taxonomy places the organism in Eukaryota, Metazoa, Platyhelminthes, Cestoda, Cyclophyllidea, Mesocestoididae. The record is from the annotation of a GenBank genome assembly.